AUGGGCUUGACCAUGAAUGGGAGUGUUGGAGAUCCCACAUCGACUGAGCACGCUCAAGCCAGGUUUAGUCUCCUACGUUUUGUUAAUGCGCAGUGCCUCUCAUCACUGGAACUUAAUGCUUCUUUUCUUCUUCUUCUUCCUUCUUCUUUUCCACUACUCCUAAAACUAAAGUACGAAGUUUUUCUUAGUUUCCGAGGUGAGGAGACCCGGCAAACUUUACAAGCCAUCUGUGUGAAGCCUUCAACCGGGAAAACAUUAUACUUCAUUGAUGAUAAACUUAACAGAGGAGAAGAAAUUUCUUCAGCUCUUUUGAGUGCAAUUGAACGUCAAAGAUCUCGGUUAUCAUUUUCUCUAAAGGGUACGGCUCUUCAAGAUGGUGUCUCAAAGAACUUGAAAAGAUUAUUGAAUGCAAGAAAAAGUAUGGUCAGAUUAUAUGUUGCAGAGAUGGAAGAGUGCUUGACGGACACAGGCAACUAUCUGGCUUUGUACGAGUCACAACUUGUACAGGAUAUUGUCAACAAAUUUGAAGCUAUUGGUGAGGAGUACUCGAAAAAAUCUCUAAACAGUUUGAAGCUGCUUACUCAUUCGAAAAUUAGAGAAGAAUCGGAGAAAAGCGGGGGACUAAAUGACUUGCGCCAAAGACUUAGUUCUAGAGUUUUAGGGGAUAAACAUUCCAAUAGUGGGUUCACCUUGGAAAGAAAAAGGCUUGGCCGUGUUCUAAUUGUGCUUGAUGAUGUGACAAAAUUAGACAAAUGGAAGUUUAAUGGAAGAAUUUGGUGCUCGGACUCGAAAGUCGAAUAUCAUAACGGCAAGGGAUGA
Messenger RNA from Pistacia vera, 819 nucleotides. RefSeq lists its product as uncharacterized. Gene Ontology annotation, biological process: signal transduction; defense response. The transcript is spliced from 5 exons. Bases 1 to 819 code for a protein of 272 amino acids. The record is from RefSeq and is a predicted model, not a curated record. NCBI's taxonomy places the organism in Eukaryota, Viridiplantae, Streptophyta, Magnoliopsida, Sapindales, Anacardiaceae.